AACUGUAAACGUCAAAAUCGUAAUUUGCGUGUGCAUACAGUCGUAAUUUUUUAGAGUUUUCAUAGUGAUUUAUUAUAUAUUAUUGUGCUAUUGAAAUCCAGUGAUGGCUGGGAAGAUGAACAAGUUCGAGACGCCGAGUUCAGCAAGCUCGGAUAGCGAUUCAGAGUUAGCGCUAGAGAUAAGCGAGCAAGUGUUUCUGGACGAAGAUGACUACUCGCGCGCCCCGGCGUCGCCCACCACCGUGCCAAACGUCAGGCCGUAUAGACCGCCAUCCACAGGAUCCAAUAUACUAAAAUCGCCCCGAGGCCGCCGCGUGCGCACCACCUCAAUGUCGCAGCCGAACAAGAGAACGACUGCGGAAAGCAUCCUACACGCGGACAGGCGGACGAUAUACACGGCCGGCAGACCCCCGUGGUACAAUUGUACCGGCGGACAGGAGGUGGAGCCGUUUCUUAUCGGUAUAUGCGGCGCGAGCGCAUCCGGCAAGACGACGGUCGCGGCCAAGAUCAUAGAGUCACUGAACAUACCCUGGGUCACUAUUGUCAGUAUGGACUCGUUUUAUAAGGUCCUAAAUGAGAAGCAGCACCAGGCGGCGAUGCGCAACGAAUACAACUUCGACCACCCUGACGCGUUCGACAUGGAGCUGCUGGUCAACGUGCUGCAGCGGCUGAAGGAGGGGAAGAAAGUGGAGGUGCCCAUAUAUAAUUACGUCACGCAUUCCCGGGAGAAUCGGACGAAAACAAUGUACGGCGCGAACGUGAUUAUAUUCGAGGGUAUACUCGCGUUCUAUAACGCCGAAGUGGUGAGCAAGCUGGAUAUGAAGGUGUUCGUGGACACGGACGCUGACAUACGGCUGGCGAGGCGGUUGAGAAGGGACAUAGUGCAGCGCGGGCGCGAGCUGGAGGGCGUGCUGAAGCAGUACCUGACGCACGUGAAGCCGGCGUACCAGAGCUACAUCGCGCCCAGCAUGGCGCACGCCGACAUCAUCGUGCCGCGCGGCGGCGAGAACAAGGUCGCCAUCUCGCUCAUCGUGCAGCACGUGCACAAGCAGCUGCAGCUCCGCGGAUUUAAAGUGCGGGAGAAGUUGGCCAUAGCGCACGUGGGGCAGCCCGUGCCCGACUCGCUCUACGUACUCAAGGAUACGCCUCAGGUGCAGGGUCUCCACACAUUCAUACGCAACAAGGACACGCCUCGCGACGAAUUCAUUUUCUACUCGAAGCGUUUGAUGCGGCUCGUCAUAGAGUUCGCUAUCUCCCUCCUGCCCUACACCACGCACAGCGUCGACACUCCGCAAGGAUUUACCUAUACCGGACGCAAAUGCGCCGUGGAGCGAGUGUGCGGCGUGUCCAUACUGCGCGCGGGCGAGACGAUGGAGCAAGCUGUUUGCGACGUCUGCAAGGACAUACGGAUCGGGAAGAUACUCAUACAGACCAACCAGCAGACUGACGAGCCUGAGCUGUACUACCUGCGGCUGCCGAAGGACAUAAAGGACUACCGCGUGAUCCUGAUGGACGCGACGGUGGCGACGGGCGCCGCCGCCAUGAUGGCCAUCCGCGUGCUGCUCGACCACGACGUGCCCGAGCGCCACAUCUCGCUCGUCUCGCUGCUCAUGGCCGAGAUCGGCGUGCACUCCGUCGCCUACGCCUUCCCCGAGGUUAAGAUAAUAACGUCGGCUCUAGACCCGGAAAUCAACGAGAAGUUCUACGUGCUACCAGGUAUAGGCAAUUUUGGAGAUCGCUACUUUGGAACCGAACCGAAUGACGACGAAUGACUGACAACCCCCAUACGUGCGACAGAGAUGGCAACAUUUCCGCGCUACGAGUGAACGAGACAAAUAUAUGUUACUCAGCGUCGCCGCAUGUAAAGGCGACGCACGCUUGGAUGUAUCCGCUAGCAAUAAAUGUAUCGUUUAACAAUUUGUUAUCAACGCUUAUAUAUGUAUAUGGAACUGACGCUUGUGCAAAAUGAGGGUAGUUUUGUAUAUUUUUUUAUAGCGACGAUAUAUCCAUCCAGCGUGCGAAUUUCAAAUGCAAAAA
This is a messenger RNA of Zerene cesonia (dogface butterfly), 2036 nucleotides long. Its product is annotated as uridine-cytidine kinase-like 1. Gene Ontology annotation, molecular function: ATP binding; kinase activity. Bases 104 to 1771 code for a protein of 555 amino acids. Lineage: Eukaryota; Metazoa; Arthropoda; Insecta; Lepidoptera; Pieridae. The transcript has 12 exons. The record is from RefSeq and is a predicted model, not a curated record. Gene Ontology annotation, cellular component: cytoplasm.